CGGCUUCGGUGUCCGUCGCGGCUGUCGCGGGACUUGAGCUGCGCUAGCACCUCCCUCAGGAGACCGUUGCAGUCGGGUAGCCCCUUCUCCUCGGUAACCAUGUGCGACCGAAAGUUCGUGAUCAAAAAUGCAGAGAUGUCGGAAGAGUUGCGACAGGACUCCGUGGAGUGCGCUACUCAGGCGUUGGAGAAAUACAACAUAGAAAAGGACAUUGCGGCCCAUAUCAAGAAGGAGUUUGACCAGAAGUACAAUCCCACCUGGCAUUGCAUCGUGGGGAGGAACUUCGGUCGUUCUGUGACACAAGACACCAAACACUUCAUCUAUGUCUACCUGGGCCAAGUUGCCAUUCUUCUGUUCAAAUCUGGUUAAAAGCAUGGACUGUGCCACAUGCCCAGUGAUUCAUCCAAAAAACAAGGACUGCGGCCUAAAUUCCAAAUACCCCAGAGACUGAAAUUUUCAGCCUUGUGAAGGGAACACCUGGAUCUUUGAACCUUUAUUGUGUUUUAUACAGGGUAGUCUCUGCACUAGUUUGUUGUGGUUAUAAUUAGCAAAACAGCUUACAUUUGUAUUUAUUUUC
Molecule: messenger RNA, 577 nt
Organism: Nycticebus coucang (slow loris)
Lineage: Eukaryota; Metazoa; Chordata; Mammalia; Primates; Lorisidae
Product: dynein light chain 1, cytoplasmic-like
Exons: 1
Coding region: 100-369 (89 amino acids)
Biological process (GO): microtubule-based process; cilium assembly
Cellular component (GO): cytoplasmic dynein complex
Molecular function (GO): dynein light intermediate chain binding; dynein intermediate chain binding
Source: RefSeq, a predicted model, not a curated record